This is a messenger RNA of Colletotrichum spaethianum, 561 nucleotides long. RefSeq names its product putative transcription factor kapC. The coding region runs from base 1 to 561 and encodes 186 amino acids. Gene Ontology annotation, molecular function: protein heterodimerization activity. The record is from RefSeq and is a predicted model, not a curated record. The transcript has 4 exons. Lineage: Eukaryota; Fungi; Ascomycota; Sordariomycetes; Glomerellales; Glomerellaceae. Gene Ontology annotation, cellular component: CHRAC; nucleus.
AUGCCUCCCAACAGCAAUGCGAUACCUCCCCGUAAGGAGGCAACAGGCCAACCGGCUCUGCCAUUGGCUCGCGUGAAGAAGAUCAUUGGCACAGACCCAGACAUUGGCAUCUGCUCAAACAACGCAGCCUUUGUCAUCACCCUGGCGACUGAAAUGUUCAUCCAACACCUUGCCGCCGAGGGCCACAACAUGGCCAAGGCCGAGCGCAAACCCCGCCGCAACGUCCAGUACAAGGACCUGGCAACCGCCGUGAACCACCACGACAACCUCGAGUUCCUCGAAGACGUCAUCCCCAAGACCGUCCCCUACAAGCAGAUCAAGGACCAGGCCGCCGCCGCCCGCGCUCAGCCCAGGAAAGCCGACCAGGAGCCCAAGAAGCGGCAGUCAACUCUCAAGACCAGCACUGCCAACGGCGUCAACGGCUCCGCUGCCGCCGAUCCCCUGGCGGCAGCACUCCACUCAGACGACCCAAGCGCUCAGCUCGAAGCCGAGUCCCGCGCCGCUGCCGCUGCCGCUGCCGCUGCCGCCCGUGGCGAUGAAGACGUCGACAUGACGGGCUGA